AUGUCGCGGACCAUGUUUACUGUAUCACAGAGUGUCGCGGCACGCUCACUUACCGUCCCGCGCGCCUCCCCGCUUCCAUCUGCGGAAUGCGCAUAUUCCCACCCGACUAUGGAAGCCGCGGCCGAGAAGGUCAGGCAGCUCUCCCAAUCACUCUUGCCUGAACGACCACACCAGCUCUCCCAGUCCCCGGAUUGGAAGUCACGCAACCCACCCGACAAUACCGGCCGUCGAUGCGAGGAAUGGCACGACCGUCGUCUCCAGUACAUGACCUUUCUCAGCGACGCUGACCGCGGUACCCUCCUCACCCGCGGUUACUACGAUAUCCGCCCCGACCCGCCACCACCCAAACCCGCCCUGCCUAGGGAGGUAGGUGCGCUGGCGCGAUCAUCCGCUCCUAAGAAGACAUUGUCGCUUAGCGACUACAAGAACAAGAAGACGACGGCCACCACCGUAACCUCACCCCUCAGAACGCCCUCUACCUAUAAUAAUACCCCUAAGUCCACGAUGACCCACCCCGAUCGCGCCGCUGCGUCCGAGCCUAAGCAGCCCAUCCUCAUGGACACGAACAGGAAGCACGAUGUGCCUAGUAGGCCUAGAGCUGAUGCUGACCACAUCGCUGUCGAUAUGAGUCGGAAACGGAUAGCUGAUUCCGAUGACAGUUCACGACCUGCCAAGAGGUCGAGGCCCUCAGACACCGGCCGACCAGCCGACGACAGGCCGCACGGAGCCCGCGAGCGUGACGACCGUCGCGACGAUCGACGCGAUGACCGCCGCAAAGCUCUAGAUGUGCCUUCUACCAGGGACUCACUCCCAAAUGGCCGCCCCAAAGGGAAGACAGACUCGAGAACGAACCGCGCACCCUCGCCCUUGCCUCGCUCUCGUGGAAACUCCAUGAACGGCACCAAGCACCCGGCGGCAGGUAGCAAUCAUAGCACGCCCAGCAAGGCCGACUCAUACAAAUCCGUCCUGCCCCCCUUACUAUCUCCUCUCCGACUUGAUCUCGACGAACAAGACGCGUUCAAUAUGGAUAAGAAACGUCGCGAAAACGGAGACACAGCAGCUAAGCCAAGGGCAGGCAAGGGCACAGAUACGCAUACAGACUCAAGAUACACCGCAGCAUCUCCCGUGAGGUUACCGCCCCUCUUGUCGCCUACCUUGCCCCCCGAAAUCGAAGCAGAACUUGAUCGGCGGCGGAAAACAUCGCCCAGGCCCAAAGAAACUGGAAGCACCAGGGACAUGGAUCGGUUGGACGAACCAAGGAAGACAACCGUCGAGAAUUCCAGCGAGAGUACUCGUCUAGUGAAGGGUCGUAAGAGCCUGGUUGUAAUGCUCAAGGUGCCCAAGGCUGCAGGAAAGAGGCCGGCUAAUUACGACUCGACGGGCCUCAAGCGGCCUCGGGUAUCCGACAUGCCCAAGGGGCCACUGCCACCGUCUACACCAUCUAAAAAGGGGGCGACAGCCAUGUCACGCGUCAGCUCAAGCAACUCUGCAACACGGACGCCCGGAGCUUCCGGGAGCUUUGGGGCUGCGACCAACACGCUUGCGCCGGCGUCGACGCCAUCACUGGCCGCAGCGUCGUCCUCGGAUCGACCAAGCAUGUCCAAGGUACCGCCGCUCAAGGAGAGAGCGGACGCACUGGUCAACCUGGGUAAGUCACAGAAGCGGCUUGGGGAUGGCUACCUCAAUGAGCGGCCAGAUUCGAGUGGCACGACGGUGGGCCUCGUUCUCCUGCUGGAGAGCGUAGCGGCCUUCAUGGCCGGAUUCCACGCGUACGAUACGAAUCGACUCAUGGCGGCCAAGCUUUCCGACCCGAGCCAGUGGCAGACGCUCUUCCCCCUCAUCGAUAUGCUACAGAAGCGCCUCGAGCAGCGCCGCAGCCCCUUCCUCUACAGUGUAUCCUUCCUCCUGCAGGCCACGACAUACGGCCAGCUCAUCGCCGCCUGGGCCACGUGCGAAGACCCGUCCGACCGCGUCUCGCUCAAGAACGUCUUACGGUUCGAGCGCUCACGCUCUCGUGCCUGGCAGCAGUACCGCGACAUUUCGGAAUCGUUUGACGAGUCUCUUCGCGUGUACCCGACGCCUUGGUUCACGGCGAACGAUACCGUCGCGUCAGCCCUGCACGUCCUGGACCUGUGGUGUUCCGAGGAGGGUGUUGACUGGUCUCCUAACACAAAAUUUGCCGCUCUGGGUAUAACUCGCCGCCGGGCCUGA
Molecule: messenger RNA, 2211 nt
Organism: Geosmithia morbida
Lineage: Eukaryota; Fungi; Ascomycota; Sordariomycetes; Hypocreales; Bionectriaceae
Exons: 4
Coding region: 1-2211 (736 amino acids)
Source: RefSeq, a predicted model, not a curated record